AUGACACCACCACCACAUGCAGACCCACGGAGCCCUGACAGCAUCGUGGACUACAAGCCAGAGGUCAAACGCGUCGAGGACGACGAUCCCGACGUCGCAGGAUUCAUCGCCUUGGUCUGCUCCAUCGUCGGACUCAUGAUCCGCAACAGGACCUCCCUCUGGAUCGGCACCGUCUUUGCCGUCGAAUCCUUCCUCAACCAACGCGCAAGCGACGGCGGUCUCCUGGGCUCGCCCGCUGCCACUAUCCUUUUCUCGAUUCUGUCCUUACUCAUGAAUUAUCUUCCAGAGAUCGUCGCCGCCUACUCCGGAGUCAAAAUCUAG
Messenger RNA from Linnemannia hyalina, 321 nucleotides. The record is from the annotation of a GenBank genome assembly. NCBI's taxonomy places the organism in Eukaryota, Fungi, Mortierellomycota, Mortierellomycetes, Mortierellales, Mortierellaceae.